Molecule: messenger RNA, 369 nt
Organism: Babesia bigemina
Lineage: Eukaryota; Apicomplexa; Aconoidasida; Piroplasmida; Babesiidae
Product: splicing factor, arginine/serine-rich 3, putative
Exons: 5
Coding region: 1-369 (122 amino acids)
Biological process (GO): mRNA splicing, via spliceosome
Cellular component (GO): nuclear speck
Molecular function (GO): RNA binding
Source: RefSeq, a predicted model, not a curated record
AUGGGCAGUCGUUACGAGUCCAGCGAAGGCAAGAAGGUCUACAUAGGAAACCUGAACCCGGAGGCCACCGUAGACGACGUGGAAUCUCUGUUUUCAAAAUUCGGCACUAUUGCGAACGUAUGGGUGGCCCGCAGGCCCCCGGGGUUCGCCUUUGUGACCUUCGAGGACUCCCGCGACGCAAGUGACGCCAUCGACGAAUUGGAUGGAACCGAGUUCAAGGGCCAAAACCUGAAGGUUGAACUGUCUAAGGGUCCACGUCCUAGGCAUCGCAGGGACCGCAGCAGGGGAAGAGACCCCUAUUCUUCUAGACGUAGCCCGAGGCAGGCGCAUCAGGUCCCGCAGCCCCAGCUACGGGAGGGCGAGCUCUAG